AUGUUGACAAAACUUCGAUCUGUCAUGAUACCAUACACUCACAGUUACAAUGCCCGGGGCUAAGGAUGGAUGUGUCACUUUCUAAACAAUUAGUUGUUGCAGUGUACUAAAUUUGGCAAUUAACACAAACCUAAAUAGUGCGGGGAACUAAAAUGGCGAAUCUGUUAAAGCGAACAUUCAGCUCCAUCAACAGUAGGGAGGCGCCAAGCAGCAGCGGUGAUGGUGCGCCUUCAGCCAAGGAGGACGGCGACACCAUGAACCGGGACAACGUCUCCAACAAAAUUGCCGCCGGCAUGGACCGGUGGCAAAACACAUUCGAGGAAAUGAUCAAUCUACGUUCCUCACACAGCCAGGCAUUCAAAGACAACUACUGGGCACAAAACGCGUUCGAUGAACUUAGGCGCUAUGUGAAACAAGGUAGCGAUUUCAGCAAGGAACUCGCCGCAAUAUUACAAGAGAGGGUCGAAGCAGAAAAUUACUAUUCGAAAUGCUUGGCCAAGCUCGGUACGAAACUCAGCAAGGCUUGCAAGGAGAGCGUCGGUUCUUGCGCAGAAGCAUGGAAACAUGUCGCUUUGGAAAUGGAAAAACGAUCGGAAAUCCAUAGAAAUUAUUCCAAUUCUCUGGCGGAUGAGUUAGUAAAACCAAUGAAGCACGUCGCGGACAAUCAGUUGAAACUGAGAAAAAAGAUUGAAGGUAAUGUUGAUAAAACGACGCGGACCCUCACGGAGUGGAGAACUGCUGAAGCGAAAUCAAAGAAACAGUCCCAUACGGCUGCAAGAGAAAAUGAAAAGCUACAAGACGCAUCUCUGGAGAUGAGUCGUAUAUCCCGUAGUUCAAGCGUUGGCCACAUUCCCCACUCAAUUUUGAGUACUGCUCGUGCCGAGAGGCAUGCAAAUGCUUCCAGUGAAAAGGACGCGGCGAAGCUACAAGUGAAAAAGAGGAAGACAGAAGAUGCAGUGAAAAAGACUGAAGUUGAAUAUUAUAAUGUUUGCGUGCAUGCUGAACGCUCUAGGUUAGAAUGGGAAUCAAGUGUUGUAAAAGGCGCUGGUAUGCUGGAGUCUCUUGAGGAGGAAAGGCUAGCUCAGCUUAAGACAUCUGCUGAUUGCUACUUAAGACUUACUGCUGCGGUGGCACCCCAACUAGCAGAAUCUACUAAUACAUUAGUGGGCCCCAUAAAGAAUGCGAAUGCUAAUGUAGACAUGCGAGUUGUGCGCGGCGUCCGCUCGGUGCCAGCUGGCGCCAGUGAGCAACUUCUGCCGGACUUCUACUGUGAACACACGACACUCGCUAUGAAUAGAGAACGACGUAAACAGGCACUUUUGAAAAUCCUUCAAUUGGUAAAACAAGACAUAGAUCGUGAACGCAAAUCAAAACAAGGAUUAGAAAAACUCUCUAUGGCCAUGAAACAAACACCGACCUUCGGCAACGACGACUCUCAACAAAAUGUUGCUGACAAACUUUAUCACGUAAGAUCAAUGUUAACGUAUCUAGAAGCAAUAAGGUAUAAAAUAACAUCAAGUCUGAAUGAGCUGGAUAGUAGGCCAUCGGUACAGCAUCCACUCUCAACACACAUACAAAUUGUUAGAGAUAAACAGGGCCUACAGCAAAGUAUAUUAAAGGUACCGCCAUGGCUUCAAGCAGAUUACCAGAAUGAAGUGAACAAAAAUUUACAACCAAAUUACACAGCGUUAUCGAAAAGCGUGACCGGGGGCGAAGAGAGGGAGCGUCGGGACUCUAUAAUGAGUCGGGCAUCUUCUAAACUACGCAUCGAGCACUUGUCAUUUCGACGUAACACUGAGAAUAAGAGCGCGCCGGUGACGCCUGUUUGCGUUGAGGUGCCGCCGCCGCCGAAACCGCCGACUCCAGAGUCUGCGCCGCCGGAAAGUCCGCUCGAUUGGAGCGAACGUGGCGCGGGCGAUGGUUUAUCCAAUCAACACGACAGUGACUUUGAUGAGUUUUCGUCGCAGAGCGACAGUUCAACAGAUCUGACAGACAUUAUGAAAGUAGAGGAGAAUGGCGACGCCACUGCUACCUCACAGGCUAUCGGCAAAUGCCGCGCCCUGUACACCUACGAGGCUAGACUCAACGACGAGCUCAACCUGACACCAGGAGACAUAAUUAAUAUAUUCGAUAAGCAGGAUGAUGGCUGGUGGUCUGGAGACCUGAAUGGCUGCUACGGAAUAUUCCCAUCGUCUUAUGUUGAAGAAAUCACAACUUGUAUAUAAUAAAACUACAAAUAAUAGCAAUAACACAUUUCUUAGAAGCCAUUAUACUUUAUGAAAUGCAAUCUUUUUUAUAAUCCUCAUCUCAAACUUUCGUUGCUUUCUAUGGAGCCUAGAACUUGUUCUAGA
Diatraea saccharalis (sugarcane borer) is the source of this 2351-nucleotide messenger RNA. The record is from the annotation of a GenBank genome assembly. NCBI's taxonomy places the organism in Eukaryota, Metazoa, Arthropoda, Insecta, Lepidoptera, Crambidae.